AUGGCCCGCUCCGCCCUCGCCACCGCCUGCGUGCUCGCGGCCCUGGCCUGCGCCGUCUACAGUGGAGCCCGCGCCUUCGUGUCCGCGCCGCAGAGCCCCGCCCUGCGCGGCGAUGCGCUGGCGGCUGCCGGCAUCCUCGCCGCCGCCACGCCGCAGGCAGCCAACGCGUUCACGUAUAACGGCAAGGAGUACUUCGACGUCUUCUACGGCAUCAGCCCGCUGUACUGGGCCAUGUGCGCCUUCGGCAUCGUCUUCUACGGCGCCGUGCUGAAGAACGCCGCGCUCAAGUACAACACGCCAUACGGCACCACCACCAACCCGGACGCCAAGCCAGUGGUCACCGGCAAGUUCGUGGGGAUGGAGGUGGAGACCAACCAGACCGAAAACUACAACUACAAGGGCAAGGACUACAUCAACAAGUAA
This is a messenger RNA of Prorocentrum cordatum, 423 nucleotides long. Lineage: Eukaryota; Dinophyceae; Prorocentrales; Prorocentraceae. The record is from the annotation of a GenBank genome assembly.